AUGAAUCAGAGAAGAUCAUUUUUGCAAGAAGAAUUAUCAGAAAUUAAGCUCCUUGAUGAUAUCGGACACGAAGAGGGAUGCACGUUGUCCAGCUUGUUCGGCAAUGUCGAGCACUUCUUCGUGGGACACCUCAACAGAAGCAUCACAAUCCAAGUUAGCGAUGUUAGUGAUGAGCGAGAAUCCGAGCACCUUGAUUCCACAUUGUCGAGCAACUGUGACCUCGUGGCAGGUGCUCAUUCCGAGGGCAUCGGCACCAACAGUUUUGAAGAGAGACACCUGGAAAGAAUUGUUGGGUUAGUGACAGAAGGGUACCUCAAGGGGUCGCAAGUUUGGAAUCAUUUCAGAUUGCUACCAGGUAUUAAGGACAACUUGAUUACAUAG
This is a messenger RNA of Caenorhabditis remanei, 381 nucleotides long. RefSeq lists its product as uncharacterized. The transcript has a single exon. The coding region runs from base 1 to 381 and encodes 126 amino acids. The record is from RefSeq and is a predicted model, not a curated record. NCBI's taxonomy places the organism in Eukaryota, Metazoa, Nematoda, Chromadorea, Rhabditida, Rhabditidae.